Messenger RNA from Dovyalis caffra, 1209 nucleotides. NCBI's taxonomy places the organism in Eukaryota, Viridiplantae, Streptophyta, Magnoliopsida, Malpighiales, Salicaceae. The record is from the annotation of a GenBank genome assembly.
AUGACUUAUAUUGGUGCGGGAAUGAUCUGUUCCCAUCUUGUGAAUUUAUCUUUGCUUCUCGGAGCGGUGCUUUCUUGGGGAGUAAUGUGGCCGUUGAUCGGUGGGCUUAAAGGAGAGUGGUUCCCUUCAACUCUACCAGAAAGUAGUAUGAAGAGUCUAAAUGGUUACAAGGUUUUCAUUUCUAUUGCUCUGAUCCUAGGAGAUGGCCUCUACAAUUUUCUCAAGAUACUCUAUUUCACUGCCACUAGCAUGCGUGCCAGAGCGAAAGCCGACAGCCUCAAAGCAAAAGACAAAGGCCAAGCUCUUGAUGAUCUUAAAAGAAAUGAAAUCUUCCUAAGAGAGGGGAUCCCCCUUUGGGUAGCUUGUGUAGGGUACAUCGUCUUCUCCAUCAUUUCCAUUGUUAUCAUCCCUCUCAUGUUUCCGCAGCUAAAGUGGUACUAUGUAGUUGUUGCCUACAUUCUAGCUCCCUCUCUGAGCUUCUGCAAUGCUUACGGGGCUGGUCUAACUGACAUGAACAUGGCUUACAAUUAUGGAAAGGUGGCCCUCUUUUUACUUGCAGCCUUGGCUGGUAAACAAGACGGCGUGGUUGCUGGACUUGUGGGCUGUGGCCUGAUUAAAUCCAUUGUGUCCAUUUCUUCUGAUUUGAUGCAUGAUUUCAAGACCGGCCAUCUCACUCUCACUUCUCCUAGAUCAAUGCUUCUUAGCCAAGCCAUUGGGACUGCCAUAGGCUGUAUUGUAGCUCCAGGCACAUUCUUACUCUUCUACAAGGCUUUCGACGUCGGGAACCCUGACGGCGAAUACAAAGCUCCCUAUGCCAUCAUCUACAGAAACAUGGCAAUUCUUGGCGUUGAAGGCUUCUCUGCCCUUCCCCAACACUGCUUGCAGCUUUGUUACGGGUUUUUCGCCUUCGCCAUUCUGGCCAACUUGUCGAGAGAUCUUUCUCCCAAGAAUAUUGGAAAAUACGUUCCUCUUCCAAUGGCUAUGGCGGUGCCUUUCCUCGUCGGAGCUUACUUCGCAAUUGACAUGUGUGUUGGGAGUUUGGCUGUGUUUGUUUGGCACAAGCUGAACAGCAGAAAGGCAAGCUUGAUGGUUCCUGCUGUGGCUUCUGGCUUGAUCUGUGGUGAUGGGUUGUGGAUUCUUCCUUCAUCAAUCCUUGCUCUAGCAAAAAUUCGUCCACCGAUCUGCAUGAGCUUCCUAGGAUCCAAGUAA